This is a messenger RNA of Emericellopsis cladophorae, 1881 nucleotides long. RefSeq names its product Acyl-CoA dehydrogenase family member-like protein. The record is from RefSeq and is a predicted model, not a curated record. NCBI's taxonomy places the organism in Eukaryota, Fungi, Ascomycota, Sordariomycetes, Hypocreales, Bionectriaceae. Bases 1 to 1881 code for a protein of 626 amino acids. The transcript has 4 exons.
AUGGCUGUCUCAGUAAGGCAGCCUAUUGACGUUGGAGCCCUCGAGGCCUACAUAGGUCAGCACGUGCCAGGCAUCAAGGUGCCCCUGGACGUGAAGCAGUUUGGCUUUGGCCAGUCCAAUCCAACCUACCAGCUCACCAGUCCAGAUGGCUCCCGCUACGUGCUUCGCAAGAAGCCUCCCGGCAAGCUGAUUUCCCAGGCUGCACACAAGGUCGAGCGCGAGCACCGCAUCAUUGAGGCCCUCGGUCCUACUAAUGUCCCAGUGCCAAAGACAUACUGCUUGUGCGCGGAUGGCUCCGUUGUUGGCACACCAUUCUACAUCAUGGGAUUCCUGGACGGGCGGAUCCUGGAGGACGCAGGUAUGCCGGGCAUGACUGCCGAGGAGAGAAGCAGUCAUUGGAAGGCGGCCGUCAAGACUCUAGCCAAGUUCCACAGGGUCGACUUUAGAAAGGUUGGGCUAGAGGACUUUGGAAAACACAGCGACUUUUAUGACCGGCAGGUCGCGACGUGGCGGCACAUAUCAGCAGUAGGUGUUUUCACUUCAUGUUGCCUCAAGUCUGUGCUGAUCAACCCCGCCAAGUCUCAAGAACAAGUGGUAGACGUCAAGACAGGGGAACCCGUCGGGCCCAUCCCUCAUCUCGACGAGAUGCUUGCCUUUUUCUCCGACAAGCGUUAUCAGCCAAAGGACCGCGCCACACUCGUCCACGGCGACUACAAGAUCGACAACAUGGUGUUCCACCCUAGUCGCCCGGAAGUGAUCGGUCUUCUCGACUGGGAGAUGGCCACUGUCGGUCAUCCGCUCCUGGAUCUGGCCAACAUGAUCCAUGCGUUCCAUUUGGGUCCCCUGCAGGCUAAGCUGGGCUUCCUGUCCGACACCUUCAGACCGGGGACUACGCCUGGCCUGCCGACGCCAGACGACAUCAUGGACUGGUAUAGCGAGGAGUCGGGCUGGUAUCCGAAUCCAGACAUGGCUUGGGCCGUUGCGUUUGCUGUGUUUCGCGCGUCAGCCAUCAGUCAGGGCAUUGCGGCCCGGGUGGCUGGCAGGCAAGCGACGAGCUUGGUCGCGAAGCAUUACGCAGAAGCUUUCAAGCCGCUCGGGGAAUAUGCUUGGGAACUCGUUCAGAAAGAGAGGGACAGAGUGACUAGGCAGGCUCGUCUGUCGUGGUUCUUCAAGAUGGCAGACUUCCCCCAGUUCUCCCAACUAGCCCCUGAGCUGAAGCUGCUGAUCUGGGACAACGCGGCCAAACUUCAGGACUACCCCUACAACAUCCUCGAGCAGCGCAACGGCUCCGACAUUGAAAGAAUACCCAGCCUGCGCGUCAUUGGCGCCGUCCACUCGUCCGUCAGCCAGGUCAAUCUUGACGCCAACGCAGCCCGCACGCUCCGCGUCGACUACGACACGUCCAUUCUAUACCUGGGGUUUAUCUUCGACGAGCCCUGGGUCCUCACCGACCCCAACAACGACCAGCUCGUCCUGCACGACCCGGAGCCAUCAUGGUACUCCAUCAGCAAGAGCUGCUUGAAGAAGGUGAAGCACGUCGUCAUCGCCUGGCACAGCCUGUCCCUGAUGUACAGCAUCCACCGCCUGGCGCAGGACCUGCCGAACCUGGAGACCAUGGUGUUGGACAAGACGUACUUCAACUCCGUCGACCCCUUUGGCGAGACGUGGGAGUGGGACGCCUACUGCAAUGCGGAUGACCUCAAGAGGACGCCUGCGCGUCGAGCUCGGUAUGUACGCGCCGUGUUUGACCAGACGCCCGCCGAUGAUGUGAAUCGCGCGUGUUCAGAGGAGGUGGCGCUAGAGAAUGAUGUGGCUAGGGAGUGGGAGAAGCCGCCCACCAUUCGCAUCAUCACCAUGGGUCCUCGAUUUUGGUGGCAGUAG